AUGCUCUGCUACAGUUUUCCGGGAAAUCAGACCUUGCUGAGCUCCCAGGCCUCGAGAGCUACAGGCACCGCCUUCCUGCUGCUGGCAGCAUUGCUGGGGCUGCCCGGUAACGGCUUCGUAGUGUGGAGUUUGGUGGGCUGGCGGCCCGCAGGAGGGCGGCCACUGGCGGCCACACUUGUGUUGCACCUGGCGCUAGCCGACGGCUCAGUGCUGCUGCUCACGCCGUUCUUUGUGGCCUUUUUGACAGGGCAGGGUUGGCCACUGGGCCUGGCUGGCUGCAAGGCUGUAUACUACGUGUGCUCACUCAGCAUGUACGCCAGCGUCCUGCUCACCAGUCUACUCAGCCUGCAGCGCUGCCUAGCUGUCACCCGCCCCUUCCUGGCGCCCCGGCUGCGUAGCCCAGCACUGAUCCGACGCCUGUUGCUUGCUGUCUGGCUGACAGCCCUGCUGCUCGCCAUCCCGGCUGCUGUUUACCGUCACCUCUGGGCUAACAACGUGUGCCAGCUGUGCCACCCGACGGCGAGUCAUGCCGCUGCCCAUCUUGGCCUGGAGACGCUGACCGCCUUCAUGCUUCCCUUUGGGCUGGUUCUUGGCUGCUACAGUGUGACGCUGGCGCGGCUGCGGGGCGGCCGCUGGGGCCCAAGGCGACACCAGACGCGGGUGGGCCGACUAGUGAGUGCCAUUGUACUCGCCUUCGGCUUGCUCUGGGCCCCCUACCACGCGGUCAACCUUCUGCAGGCGAUCGCUGCUCUGGGUCCGCAGGAAGGGACUUUGGCGAGGCUCGGUGGGGCAGGUCAAGCUGCACGAGCAGGAACUACAGCGUUGGCCUUCUUCAGCUCCAGUGUCAACCCCGUGCUCUACGUGUUCACCGCUGGGGACCUGUUGCCCCGGGCAGGUCCUCGUUUCCUCAUGCGGAUUUUCGAGGGUUCUGGAGAGGCCCUAGGAGGCAGCCGCUCUAGAGAGGGCACCAUGGAACUUCGAGCUACCCCUCGGCUAAAAGUGAUGGGACAGGGUCACAGCAAUGCGGACACCAGGGGUAGGGUGGAAAAGGACAGUCAGGGAUGA
Messenger RNA from Chrysochloris asiatica (Cape golden mole), 1065 nucleotides. It is a transcript of the gene LTB4R2, whose product is annotated as leukotriene B4 receptor 2. Gene Ontology annotation, biological process: neuropeptide signaling pathway; inflammatory response. Gene Ontology annotation, molecular function: G protein-coupled peptide receptor activity; leukotriene B4 receptor activity. The record is from RefSeq and is a predicted model, not a curated record. NCBI's taxonomy places the organism in Eukaryota, Metazoa, Chordata, Mammalia, Afrosoricida, Chrysochloridae. The coding region runs from base 1 to 1065 and encodes 354 amino acids. The transcript has a single exon. Gene Ontology annotation, cellular component: membrane.